ACCACCAUCAGCCUCACUGUUGCGUCUUUGCUUCGCUUUUGGUUAUUUCUAAUAAAUUUGGUCAGAGAGUGAUUCUCGAGAAAGAGGAGGAGAGAAGCAGAUGCUUCCCACAUUUGAUUUCACUUCACAUUCCCUUCAGGGUUUCUAAUUAUCUACUGCUAUGACUGAGAGAAUCAAGCUUGGUAAGAGAGAAAAUGAUCUUUGGGAGGGAUGUCAGAAGCAAGAAGAAAAGAUGGUUGAUGGAAGAACAUAGCCAUUUGAAGAUGUCGUCAUGGGUUCCAAACGAUUAUCCACCUCCCCUUUCUCCUUCCUCGUUGUCUUCCCCAUCUACAACUAAUACUGUUUUCCAUAAAGAUUCAAAUCCUUCAUCUUCUGGUUCUAGAAUUAGCCCUGCUGUUCUUUUCGUUAUAGUGAUUCUUGCUGUACUAUUUUUCAUCUCUGGUUUGCUCCAUUUGCUUAUUAGAUUCCUCAUAAAACAUCCAACUUCUUCAGCUGCCUCCCAAUCUAAUAGGUACCCUGAAAUAUCUGGUUCAGACGCGCUUCAAAGACAGUUACAGCAGCUCUUCCAUCUCCAUGAUUCUGGUCUGGAUCAAGCUUUUAUAGAUGCCCUUCCUGUUUUUCAGUACAAAGAGAUUGUGGGUCCAAAAGAGCCAUUUGAUUGUCCUGUUUGCCUGUGUGAAUUUUCUGAGAAAGACAAGCUGAGAUUGCUUCCUAUGUGCAGCCAUGCUUUCCAUAUCAACUGCAUCGACACUUGGCUGCUAUCCAACUCAACAUGUCCUCUUUGCAGGGGAACCCUUUUCAAUACAGCUGGGUUUUCAAUGGAAAACCCAAUGUUUGAUUUCGAUGACUUAAGGGAGGAUGAUGGGUGUCCCGGUGAUGGAGAUAAUGUUUUCAUUCCUAGUCAAAAGACUGGGGAAAUUGAAGGAACUGUUGUUGAGAAGGGGGUUUUACCUGUGAGACUCGGUAAAUUCAGGAAGCUAAAUGGUGGUGUAGGGGAGGCAGGAGGAGAAACUAGUAGCAGUAAUUUAGAUGCUAGAAGAUGUUUUUCAAUGGGUUCGUAUCAGUAUGUGCUUGGUGAUACAGACCUCAGGGUUGGCUUAAGCAAUGAGCGGCAAAGUCGUGAUAUCAAGCCUGCCAGAGGGACCGAACAGAAGGUGAAUCUUUCAGUUGAUGGAGAUUUGGAGGAAAACAAGAUUAGUAGCUUGAGCCAGGGUGAGAGCUUCUCUGUAUCCAAAAUAUGGCUUUGGCGUAAUAAGAAGGGAAAAUUCUCAAGCUCCCCAGAUGCACCGAUGGGUAUGCCUUCUUAACUUAAUGUGGAUUUGCCAUGGAUGGAUGGAACGCUGUAACAAUUGAAGCCACUUUCUCUUGUAGGAUGCUAAUUCUUAAGGUAUUUUCUUGUCUACUCAUUAGCCAUUGAUCAAAGCUUGUUGUGCUUUUCAUUUUGAUUUUGAAUUUUUUUUUUGCUGGAUGCUAAAUCAAAUCAAAAAUAUUCUGAUGACUGGUUCUGGUUGUUGGUGCUCUGCUCUUCUGCUUGUAAGUAGAAAUUUGAUUCCAAGUGCUUUUUGCAUUUAUGAGGAGGAUAUAUGUAUAAAUGGUUACGAUUUCCCCA
Molecule: messenger RNA, 1609 nt
Organism: Populus nigra (black poplar)
Lineage: Eukaryota; Viridiplantae; Streptophyta; Magnoliopsida; Malpighiales; Salicaceae
Product: RING-H2 finger protein ATL46-like
Exons: 2
Coding region: 195-1307 (370 amino acids)
Source: RefSeq, a predicted model, not a curated record